UUGCUGGCUCUCUCCAUCCUCACCAAAGAUCCUCGCGCCCUCGAUCCUCCGCCGCCGCCCGCCUGAGUCCCAGCAUCCCUCGGUCGUGUGCUGCCUCGCCGCUUCCUCUGCGCCCCAGACACAAACACUUGCGCCUCACCCCCGGCCAGGCACCACCAAACAUUUUGCUAGCCAACAUUUUGCUACCGCCACCACCAGCUGCCCACCGCCAGACCGCCCAGCAUGCUCUCGCCUACGAAAGUCGCAGGCCUCUCUGCAUACAUCCCCCACCGCGUGCGCCGGAAGUGGAGGGCUACCAAGUCGCGGAUACACAGUCGCCAGUCGGUGACGUCGUCAAUCGCCUCCCUCGAGACCUCGUGGUCGCCCUCGGACACAAUAAAGGCGCUGCGCACCCAUCCUUGGAGCAUAUACGACGCACAGUACCUGUUUCUGGCGAUUGUCGCCAUCUUCUCGCUGUCGGUCAGCGAGGCGCCCGGCCCGUUUGCGAAGACGUUUGCUGCGACUGCGCUCUUGACUGGUAUUCUGGUGCCCGUCACCCGACAGUUCUUGCUACCAUUGCUUCCAACACUAACAUGGCUGUUCCUAUUCAAUAGCUGCAAAUAUGUUUCGCCCGAAUACCGCCCUGCCAUCUGGGUCCGCGUCCUACCUGCGCUUGAGAACAUCCUCUACGGCGCCAACCUAAGCAACAUCAUCUCUGCUCACCAGCACACCGUUCUCGAUGUGCUCGCGUGGUUCCCCUAUGGACUUGUCCACUACGUGUCCCCAGUCAUUGUCUGCGGAUGCAUGUUCAUUUGGGGACCUCCCGGCACGCUGCCUACCUUCGCCCGCGCGUUCGGUUACAUGAACAUUACAGCCGUCCUGAUCCAGCUUGUCUUCCCCUGCUCUCCACCUUGGUACGAGAACACCUACGGGUUGGCACCUGCCAAUUACUCGAUUCACGGCGAUGCAGCGGGAUUGAAGGCUAUGGACAGGAUCCUUGGCUUCGACAUGUACACCUCCGCAUUCCAGGCUUCGCCUGUGGUCUUUGGUGCAUUCCCUUCUUUGCACUCUGGAUGGGCGACACUGGAGACACUAUUCAUGGGACACGUCUUCCCCAGACUGUUCCCUGUCUACGUGUUCUACACCAUGUGGCUGUGGUGGUCGACAAUGUACCUUCAGCAUCACUACGCUGUUGAUCUGGUUGCUGGCAGUCUUCUCGCCGGUGUCUGCUACUUCUUCGGCCGUGCCAACUUCCUUCCCCGCAUCCAGCCUGACAAGGAGUUCCGCUGGGACUACGACUACGUCGAGAUUGGCGACCCUCAGGACGGCGCUGGCUACAGCAUGCUCGACAUCUACGAGGAGUUCCAGCCUCAGUCUGACUCUGAUGACUGGGCCAGCGGCUCUUCUUCGUCCUACUCGACUGGCGGCCGCAGCCCCGUGGGCGCACGCUCACCUACCGACGACUCUCAGAGCCUUUGGGAUGGCGACACAGUUGCAUCUGACACCGAGUCCUCUAAGCACUGAGAAUCUGUACCUCAACACCUCCGCCCUCCUCAAACACAUUCCUACGAUCGCCCACCACCACCUCCCAGUGACGGCCUUCACGAUUUAUGCAUAACAACGGAGUUUUGUUUUUGCUAGCAUUUCAGCGACACCAUCGAUUGAAUCACAUAGCAUAGACCUCGGGAGAACGAACGCA
Molecule: messenger RNA, 1678 nt
Organism: Macroventuria anomochaeta
Lineage: Eukaryota; Fungi; Ascomycota; Dothideomycetes; Pleosporales; Didymellaceae
Product: PAP2-domain-containing protein
Exons: 3
Coding region: 223-1503 (426 amino acids)
Biological process (GO): sphingolipid biosynthetic process; inositol phosphoceramide metabolic process
Cellular component (GO): inositol phosphoceramide synthase complex
Molecular function (GO): inositol phosphoceramide synthase activity
Source: RefSeq, a predicted model, not a curated record